Molecule: messenger RNA, 1421 nt
Organism: Oncorhynchus tshawytscha (Chinook salmon)
Lineage: Eukaryota; Metazoa; Chordata; Actinopteri; Salmoniformes; Salmonidae
Product: trace amine-associated receptor 13c-like
Exons: 1
Coding region: 142-1101 (319 amino acids)
Biological process (GO): G protein-coupled receptor signaling pathway
Cellular component (GO): membrane
Molecular function (GO): trace-amine receptor activity
Source: RefSeq, a predicted model, not a curated record
CUCCGGGGAGGGGAGUGGCUGUCAGUAACUCAGGGAUAAAUAGAGAGGCAGAGCUCAGAGUUUGACAGAAGGCUGACCUGACAGGAUCAAGCACAGGACCAAGCAGGAGCAGGACCUCAGCAUUUUUAGUUUUUAUUACAAAUGGAGGAACACAAAGAUGAUCAAUAUUGUUUUCAAGACAGAAACUCUUCUUGCAGAAAGGAUUUGCUAUCGAUAUCUAUCUACAUAACACUGUACAUCUUCUUCUCAUUGAUUUCAGCAGUUACAGUAUUUUUGAACAUACUGGUGAUCAUCUCCAUCUCUCACUUCAAGCAGCUCCACACUCAAACCAACCUGCUCAUCCUCUCUCUGGCUGCAUCAGAUCUCUUGGUGGGACUGAUUGUGAUACCAGUAAUGACUGUAGCAAUAAUUGAACCAUGUUGGGUUUUUGGGGAAUAUUUCUGUGUGUUUCUUCUCUACAUUAAUUGUUUGUGUACUUCUUUAUCUCUGGGCAGUUUGGUCUUGAUAUCUAUUGACCGCUAUGUUGCUGUGUGUGAUCCCUUAUUGUACCACUCUAAAAUAACAAUAACAAGAGUGAUGUGUUGUAUGUCCAUUACCUGGUGUUGUUGUAUCAUAUACGAUGCUGCUAUUAUAAAAGACAUUGUAAAUGUACAGGUACCCAGUAGGUGUUUGAAUGAAUGUUUUACUGGUGAAGGAUAUAUGUGGGGCAAUAUAAUUGACUUCAUAAUUACAAUGGUUGUCCCGUGCUCUAUUAUCAUAACACUUUAUAUGAAAAUCUUUGUGGUGGCCACAUCACAGGCCAGAAAGGUAUUUUCAAAAGAGGCCAGUGUGUCUGGUGUUAAAACUGUACAGGCAAAUAAGUCUGAGAGAAAAGCAGCAAAAACUCUAUCUAUUGUUGUUUUCACCUAUCUAAGUUGUUGGAUUCCAUUUCUAUUUUCUUUUUUGUUUUUUUCUUUCUUAAGUGACAAUUUAUUAUCAUUCAUCAUCAGCUUUCUGCCACUUGCUAAUUCCUUAAUUAAUCCAAUAAUUUAUGCUUUAUUUUAUCCAUGGUUCAAAGUGACGGCUAAACAUAUUUUAUCUCUGAAGUUAAGGCGUUCAUAGUACCUAUAUUUUUAUUUCCCAGUUUGAAAAACAUAGUUAUGUUACACAAUUGGUCUCUGACAAUACAGAGAUGAAUGUGGUGUUGAUACAGAAUGAUUUGUCUAGAUUGGAUUGGAAUGACUUGGAAAACGUAUAAGAAGCCAUAAGCUUGUUUUAUAAAAUACAUUGUAGUCAUUUUGGGUUGUACAUUCCAAAAACCAACGUCUGUUGUUGUUCCAUGUUAUUUAAUGAUAAGUUGUAUGUAAGUAUUCUAAAAGUACAUUUUGAGAACGAGUCAUUAUGUAUGUUUAACAUCACCCCCUAGUGGCUCGAUUGUUACA